AUGGCUCCAAUCGCCCUCCAAUCCCCUCAGGCAGUGGCCGAGUUCCAAUCACAUCAGCAUCAAGACCUAAGCCUCGUCCAACGGCGUUCGAAUUUCGAGAUCCUGAUAUCCUCAAUCCGGGACACUCUUGGCACAAACCCAGAGCUUAAGUUCGACGACGUAGAUGUCGAUAAACUGGAGAUGCUCCUGAGAGCCUACCAAUCCUCAAGAUCGGAAUGGGAACGCUUCUCGUUUAUUGAUUUUAGUCGGAACUACACUCGGAAUCUGGUAGACAACUUGCAUGGAAAUGCCAACCUGAUAUUGAUGACAUGGACACCCAACAAGGCCUCCUUGAUUCACGAUCAUACCAGCGCUCACUGCGUCAUGAGAAUCCUACAAGGCCAUAUCAUCGAAACUCGUUACGAGUGGCCUACCCCAGGGGUCGAAGAACCACUAAAGGUUAAACAAGUGAGGCAUUACUACGCUGGCGAUGUUGCCUACAUGAGUGAUGAUCUCGGAAUCCACAAAGUCGAGAACGGUGACCCAGACUCAGUUGCCGUUAGCCUCCAUCUCUACACCCCUCCUUACAUCGAAAAAAGUGAGUAA
This is a messenger RNA of Orbilia oligospora ATCC 24927, 585 nucleotides long. RefSeq lists its product as uncharacterized. Gene Ontology annotation, biological process: L-cysteine catabolic process. Gene Ontology annotation, molecular function: ferrous iron binding; cysteine dioxygenase activity. NCBI's taxonomy places the organism in Eukaryota, Fungi, Ascomycota, Orbiliomycetes, Orbiliales, Orbiliaceae. Bases 1 to 585 code for a protein of 194 amino acids. The transcript is spliced from 3 exons. The record is from RefSeq and is a predicted model, not a curated record.